Messenger RNA from Galeopterus variegatus (Sunda flying lemur), 731 nucleotides. RefSeq names its product septin-14-like. Gene Ontology annotation, cellular component: cell division site; septin complex; microtubule cytoskeleton. Gene Ontology annotation, molecular function: GTP binding; molecular adaptor activity; GTPase activity. Bases 25 to 573 code for a protein of 182 amino acids. Lineage: Eukaryota; Metazoa; Chordata; Mammalia; Dermoptera; Cynocephalidae. The record is from RefSeq and is a predicted model, not a curated record. Gene Ontology annotation, biological process: cytoskeleton-dependent cytokinesis. The transcript has 4 exons.
UUACCUUUUGCUGUGGUGGGAAGUAUGGAUGAAGUAAAAGUUGGGAAAAGGAUGGUCAGAGGCCGUCACUACCCUUGGGGAAUUUUGCAAGUGGAAAAUGAAAAUCACUCUGACUUUGUUAAACUCCGGAAUAUGCUUCUUUAUACCAAUAUGGAAAACCUGAAAGAACAAACUCACAGUCAGCAAUAUGAACGUUAUCGAUGCUGCAAACUUCAGAAAAUGGGCUUUACAGAUGUGGGCCCAGACAACCAGCCAGUUAGUUUUCAAGAGAUCUAUGAAGCCAAAAGACAAGAGUUCUAUGAUCAAUGUCAAAGGGAAGAAGAAGAGUUGAAACAGAGAUUUAUGCAGAGAGUAAAGGAGAAAGAAACAACAUUUAAAGAAGCUGAAAAAGAGCUACAGGACAAGUUUGAGCAUCUUAAAAGGGUUCAACAAGAGGAAACAAUGAAACUUGAAGAAGAGAGAAGACAAUUGGAAGAAGAAAUAAUAGAUUUUAAUAAAAUGAAGGCUGCCUCUGAAUCAUCACAGAUUCAGAUGUGCACCAAUAUAAAGAAGGACAAAGAUCGUAAGAAAUAGUCCUCUUUUAUGAUCCUGUUGUAGAGCCCCAUCAUUCUCUAUCCCAUCUUCCUGUGAGGUGUCUUCAUAGCAUUGAACUCUGUAGUUCUGAUUUUUAAAAAUUUUUUUGCUCAUUGUAUAUGUAUUUUUUCCCAAGUAGAGUGUGAACUCCUUGACAG